CGGGCGGGGGGGACGACGACGGGGAGGACUGGGGUCUCCAGAGCAGUUGCUCGCUUUGGGUGUUGUCUUCUCGUCCGUCUUGUGGUGCGGAGCCGUUUGCCUCGCCGCCGUCCCGCUAAGUCAAGUGGUCGUCUGCCGAAUCCCCGUCAGCAUGGGCGUCGAGGGCUGCACCAAAUGUAUCAAGUACCUGCUCUUCUUCUUCAACUUCAUCUUCUGGCUGGCGGGCUGCGUCAUCCUGGGCGUGGCCUUGUGGCUGCGUCACGACCCGCAGACCAGCAGCCUGCUGGAGAUCAACUAUGAUGGACAGCAGGCGCCCAGCACCUUCUACAUCAGCGUGCACAUCCUGAUCGCGGUGGGCGCAGUGAUGAUGGUGGUGGGCUUCCUGGGAUGCUACGGCGCCAUCCAGGAGUCGCAAUGUCUGCUGGGAACGUUCUUCGCCUGCCUCGUCAUCCUGUUUGCCUGCGAGGUGGCGGCCGGGAUCUGGGGCUUCAUGCACAAGGACACCGUUUCCAAGGAGAUGAUCAACUACUACGACUCCAUCUACGACAAGGCCAUGACGCAGAGCGUCACCGCCGACACGGAGAAGAAGAGGGCCGUCGCCUCCGUGCUCAAAGUCUUCCACGAGACGCUGAGCUGCUGCGGCAAGGGUGAAGGCACGUCCAUUCUGACCCACUUUACCGACAUCCUCGGGGUCACCGACCUCUGUCCCAGCUCUGGAACUUCUGUCAGCUGCCACGCCCGCAUCACCGAAUUGUUCUCGGACAAGAUCUACCAGAUUGGCAUCGCCGCCCUGGUGGUCGCCAUCAUCAUGAUCUUUGCGAUGAUCUUCAGCAUGGUCCUGUGCUGCGGCAUCCGCAAUAGUCCCGUCUACUAGAAGCUCCUCCCCCCCCCUUCCGGCCGUUCCUGCCAACAGGAGCCGUACUGAGCUUGCUGGAUUCCCGUACGACGGCGUUUCGGCGGCGCCCAUCUUUUAUUCCCGAUGCUGGAGCUCAGCGAAGCCGAAGCCACAACAGUAUAUUCUCCUCUUUUGAAACGAAACUCGUGUACCCUCCUCUGGCACUUUUCUUUUCUGUUAUUUGAUUGGAGGGAAAAAAUGGCUUUUUUCAUUUGGCCAUCAUUUUGCUGCAAUUUCCUGUUGUAGUAAAUGUUUUUUUUUUUUUUUAAUCUUCUAUGCCUUUGACACAUUUUUUUUUCUCCUUUUGGAGACCAAAAAUGUGCCCGCACGGAACAAAACUGCUCAAUCAUCAUACAUCACUUGCGCAAUGUCAGACCAGCUCAAAUCGCAAGCAAAUGUUGUCUUUGGUGACAAUCU
Messenger RNA from Hippocampus zosterae (dwarf seahorse), 1312 nucleotides. RefSeq names its product CD81 antigen-like. The record is from RefSeq and is a predicted model, not a curated record. The transcript is spliced from 8 exons. Lineage: Eukaryota; Metazoa; Chordata; Actinopteri; Syngnathiformes; Syngnathidae. The coding region runs from base 152 to 874 and encodes 240 amino acids. Gene Ontology annotation, cellular component: membrane.